UCAGGACCUCUGGAAGAGCAAACAGUGCUCAACCUCUGAGCCAUCUCUCUAGCCCUAAAAAUAGAAAUUUUAAAUUUAAAAACCGGCACCUGUAUGAGAUAGUAUACGCUGUCACACUUCUGCCUCCCCAAAUUAGAGCUGCUUAGGCCAGUUUGGACCUGCUGGGGAAAGCUUAGGAAACAAAAGUGUUCUUUGACCCUGUGACCCUGUGAUUCUUUCCCAGGCACCAUACCUGUUGCUGUUGAGAUGGAGCAGCACACUAGUUAUACUACUAAGGAAAAAGCCCAAGAGGAAGAUAACGCUGUGUGUCUUUGUCCAGCAAAACCCUCCCCCAGUUAUAUUAAUCUUCAAGCAAAUUCCCUGCCAGCCACUUUCUUGAACAUCCAGACAACAAAGCUGCCUUCAGGAGCCGCUCAGAAGCCCAAGGACUGCCCAGAACUCCUACAAUGUGUGUUUGCUAACCUCCAGCUCCAGACCCAGCUCGCCCAGCGACAGAUGGCUAUUUUGAAACAUUUGCAGGCAUCCCUAUCACAGGUGGAUCCUGGGACAGAGAGCAAGAACUGUGCUUUCCUGGCCUUAUAUUACCAUCUGCUGUCAGAUCACCUGCCCCAGUUCCAUAAAUGA
Molecule: messenger RNA, 624 nt
Organism: Acomys russatus (golden spiny mouse)
Lineage: Eukaryota; Metazoa; Chordata; Mammalia; Rodentia; Muridae
Gene: Tsacc
Product: TSSK6 activating cochaperone
Exons: 3
Coding region: 247-624 (125 amino acids)
Cellular component (GO): cytoplasm
Molecular function (GO): protein-folding chaperone binding
Source: RefSeq, a predicted model, not a curated record